AACCGCUAAAAAGCGCCUCUCUAUAUCUCUUCCGUUAAAUUUGGCGCCCCCCAAACCGCCACACAUCAGUAAGCCUUUACCAUAUCACGCCAGAGUCGUCUUCUCUAUCUCUCUCCAUUUUCUCAAUCUCAAACCCCGGAAUCAGCGGUUCAAAUCUUGAAAUACCAUCCUCAGUUGAAGGUUCUGUUUUUUCCCUCGGUGGACGCAGAGGGAAGAGCAAUGGAAAACUCAGACACUUCAGAGACUUCAUAUUCUCUCCCCAGUCUCUUGUGCCAGGAAAAUGAAGCUUGCUUUGGGGAGGAAGAACAGGACCAGUAUAUGAACUUGGACCCAUGUCUUUUCUCACAGUCAGAGGAUGAAUAUAUACAAAGUUUGGUCAAAAGAGAAACUAAAAGCACUAUGUCUUCUGAUAAUCGCUCAAUCACCAACCAAAGCUGGCUGAAACGGGCUCGCCUGGACUCCAUCAAAUGGGUUCUCAAUACUAGAGCGUUCUUUGGGUUUCAGUACCGUACAGCAUACCUAUGUGUGGCUUAUUUCGAUCUCUUUCUUUCUAGGCGAUCCAUUGAUAACGAGAAGUUUUGGGCUACUAGACUGUUAUCAGUGGCAUGUUUAUCAUUGGCGGCCAAAAUGGAAGAGCUCAGAGUACCAAACCUGUCUGAAUUUCCGGUUGAAGGCUACUAUUUCGAUAACAAGGUGAUUCGGAGAAUGGAGUUGAUGGUUUUGGAGACUUUGGAAUGGAAAAUGCUUUCCAUCACUCCUUUUGAUUUUAUCCCAUGCUUCAUCAACAAAUUUUGUGGUGAAUCCAAAUCAAAAGAAUUGGUAUCUAGAACCAUGGAACUCCUUCUGGCUAUAACAAGAGAGGUUAACUUGAUGGAUCAUCGGCCUUCAGUGAUUGCUGCAGCUGCAGUGUUAGUUGCCUUUGAUGGUCAAUUAACUAGGAAAACAAUGGAUUGCAAGAUGAGUGUGAUCUCAUUAUGGGGUUCUCGAGAAAAUGAGCACAUCUUUUCCUGUUAUAGUCUUCUGCAGGAAAUAGAGAUGGGAAAAUCCAAGACACCCAAACAACUGAUAUCCCCAAAUUUGUCAUUAUCAGAUAAUUCCAGCUCUAUUGAUGUUGAUGAGAGUUCUUUCACCUCUGCUGUUGGUUCUAAGAGGAGACUUAUAUACAAUGACUGUGAUGAAGUUUGCCAGUCUGCUAAAAUUUGUCAUCGAUGAUUAGGCGAGAAUUUGAUUUGUUUAGUAAAGGUUGAUUUGUGUUAAUUGAUUGGAAUAUAGGAAGUUCUUUACUGGAAAAAUGAUUCUUGGUUAUAGAUUGGAUUAUAGAUGAAAUGAGUGUUGUCUGCCAAUUCAUGGUAUGAUUUGGAAUUUGAUUGGGGAAUUGUUUCCAUUUUCCAAUACCUAACAAAAGUCUCAGCCAGUGACAACCAUGCAGAUAGAGAAAAGGGAAAGUAAAUAAAUAAAGAAGGAUCACUUUAGCCUACAGUAAGUAAGGAGGUAAGAAGCUGACUGAAGUGGAAGGAGAUUGAAGAUCAGGACUGUUUAUCUCAUUCCUAUUCUAGCAGUUGUUUUGCGUUCAUGAAUGCUAGUAUUGCCCAUCCACUUUUUCAGUCUGUUGUAUUGUUUUCUUUUGUUUGUGAAUGGGGGGAAUAUAUUUAUAUUUGUGUAAGCACCAGUUGAGACCCCAUGGCCUUUGAUGGGGGAGCUUGGGAUGCUUCCUGUUGUCUUUCAAAAGGCUGAAAGCCAUGAGGAAUGAGGAGUUGUUUUUGUUUGAUUUGA
Messenger RNA from Vitis riparia (riverbank grape), 1773 nucleotides. Its product is annotated as cyclin-D5-1-like. Lineage: Eukaryota; Viridiplantae; Streptophyta; Magnoliopsida; Vitales; Vitaceae. Bases 220 to 1212 code for a protein of 330 amino acids. Gene Ontology annotation, cellular component: cytoplasm; cyclin-dependent protein kinase holoenzyme complex; nucleus. The transcript has 5 exons. Gene Ontology annotation, molecular function: cyclin-dependent protein serine/threonine kinase regulator activity. Gene Ontology annotation, biological process: mitotic cell cycle phase transition; regulation of cyclin-dependent protein serine/threonine kinase activity. The record is from RefSeq and is a predicted model, not a curated record.